AUGGCUCUGCAACAUUCCACCAAUACAUCUCCUCACGACAUAUCUUUUCCUGUGUUAAUUAUUCCUGGAUGGAAGAUAGAGGCAAUAGGAACGCCUCUUCAUUCACCAAGGUUCACCUUCAAUCUGAUGCACGAUGACGACAGAAUUAUACCCUUACAAGUGGACGUGCGCUUCAACGCUGCUGGUCGCAUAAACACUGUGGUUCGCAACUCCUUUACUGGUGGGCUUUGGGGCAAAGAGGACACUGACCAGCCAUCCUUUCCAUUCGCUCCAGAUCAACAAUUUAACCUGACUAUCCUAGUGACGGGUAAUGGAUUUGAACUGACCGUGGAUGGUCACUGGCAUGUAACAUGGAACCACAGUGUUAGCCCAUCAGAGAUCACCGCUAUCAGGUUCACUCAGGGCUGCAUUUACGAAUCAGUUAAACUGUUUUACUGA
Molecule: messenger RNA, 438 nt
Organism: Gigantopelta aegis
Lineage: Eukaryota; Metazoa; Mollusca; Gastropoda; Neomphalida; Peltospiridae
Product: galectin-related protein-like
Exons: 4
Coding region: 1-438 (145 amino acids)
Molecular function (GO): carbohydrate binding
Source: RefSeq, a predicted model, not a curated record